AUGUCUGAUAGCUUUAGAGUCGCCAUAAGCGGUCGGAAGAUCGCAGAUGCAGCGACCAAGAACCGUACGCAGACAACAUUUUGGACGUGGCUUCGAAAUAAGUUAUUGGCUGUAGACAGAUUGCCAGGUACCCCAGCACCCGGUAUCCUUGGAAAGGCGGAAAGGCUGUAUAUCACAAUCCGCUACGUUUUCCUAAGACGCAGUCAGCGCACCCAGAUUCUGCAGAACUACCCUCACUACCUGGUGGUAUUCAUCUUAAACUAUUUAGCUGAAAAUUACUAUUACACAAGAGAUGGGCGCCGUGUAGUUCUGCCGCCAAACGUUUUGUACGUCGCUGAUGCUCAUGGAGUAGAAUUUGGAUCAGCCAAAGGGGAAAAGAUUGAGCGUGACAAAGCUAUUCAAGUCAAGGGGGCCCAAACGAUAACUUUGGCCUGCAAGCACCCACGCCCGGUUUCGGCUUUGAGUGGAAACGCGCAAGAGAGACGGAGUUGGAAACGCAAAGAAACGAGCCUGAACUUGAAAAACUGGAGCGCUUUGACCGAUUCACGGCAAGCCAGUAGAAAUUGGUUGUACCUUGAUCAAAAAAUGCGCACAUCAGCUGUGAGCUUGGCGAAGCACUUUGGUUGGCUGGGCAAGAUGUAUGGCGAACAUCGUUUCGCAUUGGCACCAAACGAGCAAAAGGCUUUCAAAGGCUUUAUCGACCGCUAUCGUGAAAGUAAGUCGACUUUAAUCCCACAAUAG
This is a messenger RNA of Cylicocyclus nassatus, 741 nucleotides long. NCBI's taxonomy places the organism in Eukaryota, Metazoa, Nematoda, Chromadorea, Rhabditida, Strongylidae. The record is from the annotation of a GenBank genome assembly.